Striga asiatica is the source of this 573-nucleotide messenger RNA. NCBI's taxonomy places the organism in Eukaryota, Viridiplantae, Streptophyta, Magnoliopsida, Lamiales, Orobanchaceae. The record is from the annotation of a GenBank genome assembly.
UCAUUGGGGGCAAAGGACAAUUUUAUUGGCACUAAAGCAAGACUGAAGCAGAAAGGGUUAGAGGGGGAUGAUAUUUAUGUUGGUGUGGGAAAGAGAGUAUGGAAGAUACUUAGAAUUACUUGGGAGAAACUCCAACACAACCAACUUUCUUUUCAGGAAUGGUGGGAGGAUCUUUGUAAGAAUGAUAAAGCAAGCAAUUGCAAGAACAAGAUCGGGUUUUCCACUAGUUGUUAUGGUAGCUAUGAGGACUCAAAGCAAUUGGCAUUUCUAAGAAAGAGGAGUUUGAGGCAUCUGAGGAGAGGAACAAGAAAAGCAGACAGAAUACUCAAUAGACUAGCAAUUUGUGUGGUGCAGGGAGUAAGGCAACAGGAUACUGUGACCAGUGCUACAAACUCAAUACCUUGGGUGUUGCUUGUUCAAGGGAAGGCAGUUGUGAAAAACAGGGAGGUGGUCAGAUGGAGUCCAGAGUUCAAACAAAACUUCAAGGGAAGAUAUCCUUCUAGCAAUCAGGAAAUGGCAAGGGAAAAGGAUUGCAGUUGGUUGGGAAAAGGUGGAAGUAAUUCUUCAAGAUAA